Molecule: messenger RNA, 738 nt
Organism: Eimeria necatrix
Lineage: Eukaryota; Apicomplexa; Conoidasida; Eucoccidiorida; Eimeriidae
Exons: 4
Biological process (GO): carbohydrate transport
Cellular component (GO): membrane
Molecular function (GO): symporter activity
Source: RefSeq, a predicted model, not a curated record
AUGGGGCCCCCCAAGGGCCUCGCAGUGGAGGGCGGGCUGGUGACUUGGGCGUUUGUCUUUGCUGCUUUGCUGGGCACUUCUUGGGGCUGCAACGAAGUGACUUAUCAGGCUUUGGGGGCGCAAAUGACUUUUGAUUACGAUGAAAGAACCAAACUCCAGGCAAUAGCGGUGUCAGUGAUAACAGUGGGUUCGACUUCCUGCGGUUUGCUGCACGGAGUGCUGGGGUCGAGUUUGGGGCCUUCCGUGGAAGCCACUCGUUUUCGCUUUUUGCUGCUGGGGUUUAUUUAUGCACUUUUGUUUUUAUUUGGAACUCUUUUGAUGCUUUUUGUGGUCAAAGAAGAAACCCUAGAGCCCCAAUACCCCCCCCAAACCCUCACGCUAUCUCAGUGGCUCCAGGCCGGCGUUUACUCCGCGCAGCAGAUGUUCCUCAACGUGCUCGCAUUUGGGCUCUACGUGGCGGAAUUUGCUCGCGUUUCGCGGGGUCGCGAGCGUGGGAGCGAGAAGGGUUUAGGUCCCUUUUUCUUGCUGAUGGUGGCCUACUCCUGCAUGAUAAUGGCGGGGGCCGUCACCCCCAUGCUGCUGCCUUACUUCUGCAAACAUGUAGUCCAGUCCCGCGCGGCCUUCGACUGGGCGCCGCUGCUCUUCACGGCCAGCGCGGUGGGCGGAAUGCCCCUGUGGGUCUUUUUGGGCAGUUCGUACUUGAAGGUGGAGAAAAAGUGGCGCUUCGUCCUCGCCGGA